Molecule: messenger RNA, 879 nt
Organism: Hibiscus syriacus
Lineage: Eukaryota; Viridiplantae; Streptophyta; Magnoliopsida; Malvales; Malvaceae
Exons: 2
Coding region: 325-879 (184 amino acids)
Source: RefSeq, a predicted model, not a curated record
UUUUUCUCUCUCUUCUCUUCUCCCCUUGUUUUAGCAAUAGAAACUACUGAUUUUUCUGGCAUUGACUAUGCUGUGAAAACAAAGCUGACCUAGAACAACAAAUCGGUUUUUCUGGGGGUUUUUAUGCUGAGGAUGCUAGGUGUAGAUUUGGUGAUUCGGGAGGAUAAGUUGAAGCCAUGGGGUAGGAUUUUUUUCCUGAGAAAAUUGGAAUUUUGGUGAUUUUCGUGGGAAUUUUUCAGGAAUUGGUGUUUGUUUGAAGGCAUUUUUGUAAAAACGUGAACAGACAGAAAGAGCUGGUUGCUGGGUUUUACAUUAGAAUCCGAGAUGAAUUUGGGUGAAGAAUUUUCAAUUUCACAAGGAAAAGAAUUCCAGUUUAUAGGUUCUUGGACACCAGUAACCCCCCAAAAGCCGAUCCCUCCAGGAUCGAACCCGAUCCAAAUGAAUGAGCAUGGGAACCAGUUUGGACAAGAAAAUUGGCAGGAAUUUGCUGGAUUUCCUAAGGGAUAUUUUCAAGAUAUCCUAAAUAACAAUGAAGUUACUCAAAAUUUCAACCAGGACCGACAUUUUGGCAGUCUAAAUUUGCCAAAGAAUAACAGAAUGAUCAAUAACAUUGCAGGUUCUUAUAGACAGGUUCUUCAGAAUGGAAGCACGGAAUGGAGAAAUCAUACCUGGGAAAGUCUUCUGACAACCGGAAAUGCCACAAAUGGUUUUGCCUCUGCAAACCAAACUGCAAGCAUAGGCAGCAGGAACACAGUGUCAAUCCCGAAUUUGCAUUCUCGAGAAGAUAGCUGGAGACAUUCUAGCUCACAUCAAUCCUCAAGUUCAGACUUCAUAAGCAAUAUCAACAACUUCCUCCAGAGCCACAAUGUAAGUUGUUAA